UUCAUUUCAUCUGUUGUACUUACUGACUUCCUAACUAUUUUAGGUGUUUGUUACAGAAAUGACAGAUGUUUGUGCACAAUGCAAGACAUGGAGAAAAAAGCAAUACUGGAAUGAAUUUCCUGAUAACAAACACCAUUUUUUCAAGAUUAUGCUAGGAGACUUUGAGAACUAUCUGAGAAUUCCGAGGAAAUUCAAAGACGAGUACAGGGAGAAAUUAUCACAAAGGGUGACCCUUAGAGGCCCGAGUGGAGACUCUUGGACAGCAGCGCUUGCACAAAGAGGAGAGGACAUUGAGCUGAGAAAUGGGUGGCGAGAUUUUGUCAAGGACCACAGCCUAGAAGAAGGGGAUUUUCUAGUCUUCCAGCAUGUUGAAAGUUCAUUGUUUAAUGUGCUGAUAUUUGAUAAAACUGGGUGUGAGAGAGAGGACUCUCACUUUGUUAUACAAGGUAGGGACAUACGCGCUGAGAAUUGUUGCUACAUGCGCGACAAUAAGAGUCAACAAACAGAUAGACCUUCAACAAGAUUUGAGGAGGACGAGGUGGUGGAUGACAAGGAUGAUGAUGAUGAAGAGGAGGACGAGGAUGAAGAAAUCCAACAAGAAACUAUAGGAAAAGGAACCAAAUCACGGACUGGGAAAGGAAAGUGCUAUGAAUCGAACAGAAGACCGUUAACAAAAAAGGAUAAGGAGAGAGCUUUUCGUUUGGCUUCCAAGCAUUCAACGACACGACCUUCUUGCAAGAUCAGGAUGAAGCAGAGCCAUGUUCACCAUUUAUUUAUACUGGCAUGUAUUUAUACCCAAAUUCUGGAUUUCUACAUAACUUAAUUAUUAACAACAGCUAAUAAUUAGACAUUUUAUGAUGCAGACAAUCCCAAGGGAGUUUGCAGAUAACUGCCUUCCUAUGGAGUCUCAAGAAAUUAAGCUGAGGGUCGGUUCCAAGAUCUGGCGAGUUAGCCUUAACCGCAGGAAUGUUCAAUGCACACUGAAUAAAGGGUGGGCACAUUUUGUGCUUGACAAUAACUUGGAAACAGAAGACUAUUGUGUUCUAGAGCUGGCAGAUACAGGGACAAGCCAACAGCCACUUACCCUGGAUGUUCACAUAUAUCGAGCUGUGGAAAAAAUAGUUCCUUUGAAAGUAAUUUUGCCUUGACCAUUAUUGUUAUCUGCAAAAAGAUGUAAUAGUCAAAAGGUUUCUUAGCCUUUUCAGCAACUAAUUGUAUUCUCUUAAGGUUAAUAAUUAAGCCACUCAUGGAGAUUUCUAGCAAUGCAAUUUGAACUGUCAAAAAUUUGUAAUCAGAAUUCCUUGCAUGUAUAAUCAUAAGUAUAAAUGUACAAGCAACCACUCUUUUUAAUCCGUUAGAAUUGAUAAAUCAUACCUGGAAAGAUGCUUCUGAUGCAGUCAAUGGGGCUGAAAGAUACAUUCAUUGAAUAUUAGGAAAGUGAAUACCGAAGACUAGAUAUGCCAUUGCAUGAUUCAGAAGACUGCCAUCCCUCUACUGAAUUAUGAUACUUCGAAGAUUGGGCCAUGCAACUUCUCAAUGUGGAUGGUGUGUAUCAUUCACUGCUGGACAAGCGAGAUAAAAAAGAUCCUCCAAAUUUGUGGAGCAUAUAGGAAAAAUACAGGAGAUCACAUUUAUAACAUACUCAUCAGGACAUCAGCAUUGACAAAAGUACCGCGGUAGCCUGUAUGACCUUAUA
This is a messenger RNA of Chenopodium quinoa (quinoa), 1696 nucleotides long. RefSeq names its product B3 domain-containing protein Os03g0622100-like. Bases 59 to 823 code for a protein of 254 amino acids. The transcript is spliced from 3 exons. Gene Ontology annotation, molecular function: DNA binding. NCBI's taxonomy places the organism in Eukaryota, Viridiplantae, Streptophyta, Magnoliopsida, Caryophyllales, Amaranthaceae. The record is from RefSeq and is a predicted model, not a curated record.